GUUGACUCCUCGGUCAGAAACAGACAGAAACAAAGAGACGGAUUAAAAGAUGUCUCGAGGAAUGAAUAAUGAAGAACUGGAGCUGAAAUAGACACGCACAGCAGGUGUGCUGGGAGGUCAGAGGUAACCAGGCCGGGAUGCACUGCUGCAGAAGAGUAGUUAGCAUGCUGCUGCUGCUGCUCUGGAUCCUCAUUGAAGUCCCCCCCUCCCUUCUGCAGCCUCCCCUGCCUCUCUCCCUGCCCGUCCACAUGUCAGUCGUCCCUCCUCUCUGGCAAUUCCUCCCUCUCUCUCAGGUUGAGCUUGGCCCUCUUUUUUCCAACUCCAGCCCUUUCUCAUCCUCCCAGAGCCUCUUCAUGCUGUCCCCACCAGGCCAGGCACCCAGACCAGGCCUCCAGGCUUCAUUUGGCCCUUACUCAGUCACACAGCUCAUAUCAGAGCCCGUCAUCUCCUCCCCCCUGUCUGCCUCCCUUCUCUCUGAGCAUGUGCAGAGGGAGAAGGGUGAGGGAGGGCAGGAGGUAUUCAGAGUGAGGGCACUGUUCCACAGGUGGGGUGACACCAGCAUUCAAGGGACCUGUGUCACCUUGCACGCCUUCAAGGAGACAGAGGAGCACAAAGCAUCCUGCAUCACACAGCCUCCUCUGGGGCUCUGCGUGGUCACCCUGACUCUACCCGGCAGCUGGUUUAAAGAUCAGCACAUCAAACAGUCACAUGAGGAUUUAGUGAAGUGGCACAGUAACAUCCACCCUCGACACCGUACUCAUAAGAGAGAACAUCGACGACAUGGACAUCACCACGGCAAAAAUCGGGGCCCCAUGAGAGAUCAGAUCCAGCUUUUCUACUCGUCUGUGGACACAGAGGCCGACUUUGAGCUGACAGCAGCAGGGUGUGUGGAGGAGCGAGCAGCUCAGUCUCAGAGGAAGCUGGUGCACAUCAGAGCGCUGACACUAAAGGAGGAGGAGAGAGAAAGGGGGAGGACCAAAGAAGAAGAAACCUGUCUGAACGGUCAGGAAGAGGAGGAGCUUAACUUGGACUCCCAUGUUGUGAUUCGCUAUCACAGAGGCCCAGUUCUGAUAGGACAGCCAAUCAGAGUGUCUGUGAAUCUGCGAGGAAACUUCACCGCUGAAUUUGUGGUCAUCAGGCUAAAGGUGAAGAAGGGUCUGGUGUCCAUGGUGGCCCAGAGGACAGUGACCUCUGACCUCUGGACUGUGACCCUGGAGAGAAGUCAGGGAUCCACACAUGACGUGGUGUCCAUCCUUUGCCACAAACAGAGCACCGUGAAGCACACACACAAUCCCUCCAUCCUCCAGCAGGUGGUGUGUCUGUCUCUGGAUGGCCUCAGGCACAGCUUCGGUGUGGCUAUGACUGUGUCAGCUAACUGGUUUGUGGAGUACUCAGGCCGUAAUAACCCUGUAUCACCACAUGGGGCAGCAGUGAGCGUCUUCUCAUUCGCUGACCGACACAUUUACGGCAUCGCUCCCAUCACAGAGAGCAACACAGUCAUCAACACAGCCAUCCUGACCAACAAGCCUGUGUCACUCCCUGUCAUCGUGCUCGCCAUCAGUCAUGAUGGGAAGGUGUCAGACGUCACCUCUGCUGUCACCUGUCACUCCACCAAUGAAAACACCAUCAAGGUGUCCAGUGAUUGCUCCGCCCUCUUUGUGGACGGAAGUGAGUCAGGGCUGGGUAACACCUGUGCAGUGGUGGAGUUUCAGCUGGGCAUGCUCAGUGGCUCAGUGUGUCUGGAGGUAUGGGCUCCCUCAGUGCCCCUGCGAGUGUCUCUGGCAGACCCUGUUCUCAACGCCAUUAACGGCUGGAACCACUUCACAGAGAGCGGGUGUGUGCCAGUCUAUCAGCGAUCAUCGGUCCAGGUCCUGACUCAGUUCACAGCUCAGGACUCUGAGGGCAGGAACACACACCUCCUGGGGUCUUCUGAUUGGUUUGUGGAUGUAACAGAGCUAGUCCGUGAUUGGCUGCGAGUAGAAGACCCCAGCGUGGUUUCCCUCUCUCAGAAUGAUCUGAUUGGUUUAAGACCCGGAAAGACGUCGAUCCAUGUCAUCUCUGAGCAGUGGGACGGUGUCCUCGGCAGGUGUGACGUCACUGUGACCUCUGAACCUGUUACCCCCGGUGACCUGUCGGUGCAGGUGGUGAGCGGCCUUGGCAUGUCGGUCACAUCAAGUCCUGCCCACCCCUCGAUCAUCACGACAACAGUGACGGCCUACAACAUCCUGUACAACCAUCACCAGGAGGCGUCUAUCAGCGUGUGGCUGCAGUUCAGUGAUGACUCCGCCUCCCUCCUCUCCUCCUUCAGUGACCUCCCCAUCUCCCUGCUACUCUCCUCGCUGGCUGAGUCUGUUGUCGUUGUAACGCCCGGCCCUAGCCAACACAUCUACGCCCAGGGGGAUGGGGGUGGGCCAUUACUGCGUGCAGAGCUUUUGGUUUCCACCUGUGGCGACCUUUCAAUCACCUCAAACUCCAUCAGUGAAGCUGAUUGGACAGAGACCAGAGCCCACCGGCUGGCUCGAGGGUCUGGGUGGAUCCGAGUCAACCUGGACCUGGGCUUCCUGCAGCCAGAAGAAGACAGGGAUGAAACUGGGGAGGAGUUUGAGUUUGACAUUUCAGACAUGCUAGUUGAGUCAGACAUCGACAUCUAUGCUGCGAACUCUGAGGAGGACGACGGUGGGAACGUCAGCAGCGACUAUGACAGAAUCAGCAGGAAGGUGAUGGAGAGGAACUGGAACAAAGCCGGAAAUGGAGGGAUGGUACACCGAAACAAUCUGGAACGAGCAGUGCUGAUGCCCAAUCAGGAGGAGAGCUCCGUGUACUUCUCCCCUAGCCAGGAGAAGGGUGGAGGGGGCAGGGGGGAAGAGGCACAGGGAGCUCGGGAGCUUGAAGUCAUCGUGGGUGCAGUCCUUGCUCUGAUCUGUCUGUCUGCUGUCCUCUUCCUCGCCAACUGUCUGCCCUGCGCCCUGAGAGAUCGGAGGAAGAGGACAAAGAUUGAGGAAGAGAGGGGAGCAGGGGAAGGAGGAGGACAGGAGGAGGAAAAGGAGCAGGAGAGGAGGAAGGAGGAGGGGAAGGACAGGGAGACCGGAGAGCGGAAGAAGGAGGAUGGUGAGGAGGAAAUGAAGCAGCAGCAGGUGGAGCAGAGUAUGGAAGAGGUCACAGAGGUGGAGAUCAUUUGUUGAUAAGCACAGACUCGGGGCAGAGACAUAAUUAUUACAGCAUGCUGUCACCAUGUUUAUACGUCACACCAAGGAAACAGACAAUCUACAAUCUUCAUUCAUCUGUUCAACCAUAUCACAGUUCUUCAGGACGAUUAUUUAUGUAUCACCAAGAAAUGAUACUGCUGCUAUGUGAUCAACUCUAUGGUCUAUGGUUUAUUUCAUGUCUUCAAAGCCAGGCUCAUUCACCAUCGAACAUUUAUCACACCUCCAGAAAGUGUAAGGUUAUAUGUAUUUUAUUUGUAGAAUCUCAAACCAUAAAA
Notolabrus celidotus (New Zealand spotty) is the source of this 3481-nucleotide messenger RNA. RefSeq names its product transmembrane protein 132A (gene tmem132a). Bases 138 to 3182 code for a protein of 1014 amino acids. Lineage: Eukaryota; Metazoa; Chordata; Actinopteri; Labriformes; Labridae. The transcript is spliced from 15 exons. The record is from RefSeq and is a predicted model, not a curated record.